Molecule: messenger RNA, 4399 nt
Organism: Panicum virgatum (switchgrass)
Lineage: Eukaryota; Viridiplantae; Streptophyta; Magnoliopsida; Poales; Poaceae
Exons: 9
Coding region: 350-3070 (906 amino acids)
Source: RefSeq, a predicted model, not a curated record
CCAAACACCGACCGCACCGGCACCGCACCGCACCGCACGUCUCCUGUCUCCGCCCCACCUUCCCAAAUCAAACCCCCGACGAGGCGCUGGCCCCUUCCCUCAUCGCCGCCGCCGCCGCCGCCGCUCCGUCUCCCCACGACCGCGUCGAUCCAUCCCUGGCGCUAGCUUUUCUGCACGCCCGCCUCUCGGUGUUCCACUGACCCGGCUCGAUUCGCGCCGGGGACGGCUGCUCCGUCGCCGCUGUAGCCCGCUGCUGGGGGGGUGCUCCGCGAUCGGCUGCUGCUGGUGUCAGGGUCUAGGGUUUUGGCUCCACCAGACGGAGGUGGAGGGUGCAUUGGUUGGCGCGCGCAUGGCGAUGGUGCCCAACGGGCUCCUGCCCAAUGCAUCCGCCGGAGUGACGCGGCGGCUCGACCCCGAGCGCUGGGCGGUCGUGGAGGGCCGCACGGCGGAGCUGAUCGCGCGCAUCCAGCCCAACGAGCACUCCGAGGGCCGGAGGCUCGCCGUCUACCACUACGUGCAGCGACUUAUCAUGAACUGCCUCUCGUGCCAGGUUUUUACCUUUGGUUCAGUCCCUCUCAAGACUUACUUACCUGAUGGAGAUAUUGAUGUCACUGCUUUUGGUAAUAGUGAAGAAUUAAAAGAGAUUUGGGCAAACCUUGUCCGGGAUGCAUUGGAGCGUGAAGAGAAGAGUGAAAAUGCUGAAUUUCAUGUAAAAGAAGUCCAGUAUAUUCAGGCAGAGGUCAAGAUUAUUAAGUGUAUUGUGGAAAACAUUGUUGUCGACAUCUCAUUUAAUCAAGUUGGUGGACUAUGUACACUUUGUUUUCUUGAAGAGAUCGACAACUUGAUCAGCCGAAAUCAUCUAUUCAAGCGGAGUAUCAUAUUGAUAAAGGCAUGGUGUUUCUAUGAGAGUCGUAUUCUUGGAGCUCACCAUGGCCUUAUAUCUACUUACGCAUUGGAGAUGCUGGUUCUGUACAUAUUUCAUGUAUUCAACAAUUCUUUUACUGGACCUCUUGAGGUUUUGUACCGUUUCUUAGAAUUUUUCAGCAACUUUGAUUGGGAGAAAUUUUGUUUGAGCUUGCGGGGCCCAGUUCCUAUAAGUUCACUUCCAGAUAUGACAGCUGAACCUCCGCGGAUGGAUAGUGGUGAAUUGUUGCUGAACAAGUCCUUCCUGGAUACCUGUAGUGUUGCGUAUGGAGUUGUGCCUCGCACCCAGGAGAAUAAGGGUCAACCAUUUGUUUCCAAACACUUCAAUAUUAUUGAUCCUUUACGCACAAACAAUAAUCUUGGAAGAAGUGUCAGCAAAGGCAAUUUGUUUAGAAUACGCAGUGCUUUUGCAUAUGGGGCGAAAAGGCUUGGAAAGUUACUUGAAUGUCCUAAAGAAAAUUUAGUUAUUGAAUUGAAUCAGUUUUUCACAAAUACAUGGAUAAGAUAUGGGAGUGGAAGUCGUCCUGAUGUGCCUACCCAAAGUCUGGUUGAUGUGCGGCCUAUGAAAGUUGUUCCUACUGUAGUGUCAAACAGUCACAAAAGUGUAACAGCAUUCAAGAAAAAAGUUGAAAGUCCUAAGCUUCUUGCUAAUCAGGACAAUCUUCAUGCAGAUCAAGAUAAUCUCACUGGAGUUUGUCAUAGUUAUCCUGAUCCUUCUUCUCAGUCAAUACAGAAAAGUGACCUACAUUGUCAUGCUCCGCCAACAACAGUUAAUCCUUCUAUUUCUCAUGCCCAGCACCAAACAGUUAAUGAAGCUUCUGAGAUAGUAGCAGGGCCUGAUUCUUUUCAAACACAAUCACGAACUAGUCAAGUAGAAAAUGAUGUUUAUCCAACUCAAACCGGCAUGCCUAAUCCUGUGUUUGCACCUUUUCUUAUUGGUUCCCCACAGCAGAGGCAAGCUGAUAGCUCUGGACUGACUGUUCCAACAGGUCCACCAGUUCCUUUUGUUGUGCUCCCUUAUGCUCCACGGAAUAGCGAUGGUUGUGGUCCCCAGUUUGAGAGAAGCGAAGGAAUUGAUCAGCUUUCUGCCAAUAUUGCGGGUCAAAGUUUUAGUUUGCUCAAUGAUGUUGACCAACCAGAUUCCUAUGCUACCUCAACAGCAUCAUGCAGUACUAUGACUGAGCCAUCCAGGGAACACAAUCCUGACAUCUUGAGCAGUGAUUUCAUUAGCCAUUGGCACAAUUUGCAGUAUGGGCGACUCUGCCAGAAUGCUCGUCCUGUAGGUCCUGUUCUAUACCCUUUUCCGGUCCCACAAAUGUAUUUGCAAUCCCAUGGUGCAUGGGAUGGGCCUGCAAGACGUCCUGCAGCAAAUGCUAACUGGGCACAGAUGGUCCACCCUGGUCAACGAUUAUUUCCUGUGAUACCUCUGCAACAAUCUACGCAAAGAGGUACUGGCGUUCUCCAUAACUAUGGAGAAGAUGCACCAAGAUACCGUGGAGGCACAGGAACCUACUUUCCAAAUCCUAAGGUUCCGUAUAGGGAUCGGCACUCAAAUUCAAGAAACUACAGAGGGGGUUAUAAUGGUGACAGGAGUGAUUAUGGUGACAAGGAAGGAGGCUGGAUAAACUCAAAACAACGAAACCCAAACCGCAGCUAUGGACGUAGUCAGUCGGAGAGGUCUGGCAUGCGGUCUGAUAGACAGACCAAUGAUGAGAGUCAGCCUGAUAGGCCACGGCGAACUUAUAGAAAUGACUCGUACAGGCAUGAGGCAAGCUCUCAAUAUCUUGUGCAGGGCCAAUCUUUUGGAUCCGCAAGCUCUAUGCACAAACAAGGGAACAUAGCGCAUGAAGUUUAUACACCACAAUCUACAACUUUAAAUGGUACUGGUGCUUUAUCUGGCCCUCCAGGACCACCAUUUUUUAUGGUGUACUCCUAUGAACCAGGCACAAAUCCUGGUGCAUCCUCAUCUGAGCCAAUUGAAUUUGGUUCUCUUGGGCCACUUCCCGCAGCAGAUGGUGAUGACAUACCACGGUCGACACAUGAAGUGAUGCCUAAUGGGUUUUAUGGGCAAAGGCGUGGUCCAUAUAGGGGUGGUUCCUCUCAUUCCUCUCCUGAUCAACCGUCCUCACCUCAGCCCAGCAGGUAGUUGAAUGAUGGCAUGGUGACUUGGUUCUGGCAUUGAAGCCCUGCGAUAGUAACAUUUUGCUCCACUACUCGUGAUCAUGUCCUGCACGGGUUCAGAUGGUUGGGCCAUCAGCAGCCAACAACAAAAACAAGAAUGUGCUCUAGCUGGUUUUCAUGAUGCUUUCUGAUUUCUCACAAGCACUAAAUAGUGAAUACCAUCAAAAGAGUUUACCAGUCCCAGUAGUUAUGAAGCUUCCUGGAAUCGAAGCAACAAUCUUCAGAACAAAGCAUGGAACUGUAACACCCAGGAAUUAUGACAGUCUUCUCAAGAAUACGGUAUUAAGUUGAAUGGAGCAGAAACAUUUCUGCAUCAAAAUCAAAUAAGAUCUUGAAGAAGCACUGGGUUUUAACUACCAUGAUCGGGGCAUUAUCUGGUGAUUUGUAACUGAAAGAUAUUAAUGAGUUCUCGUUUCUAGGUAGGAUCAAGAUCAUGUAACACAUACAACAAACUUUUCGCUUAGGUGCACUAGGAGUUAGGUGAAUCCUAGGUGACAAAUUCUCGUUGUGUUUUAGCUGGAGGGACAAUACUCUUACGCGUAAAAGAUGAUUUUUUUUCUUUUUUGUUCCAUAUGUGCGUUCAGUGUGUUAUAAUUUCCACCAGUAUUGCUGCCUGGGUGCAUUCCAAUGCAUCAAUUGCUUUUAGGGUAUCUUUUGAAAUUUUGACAGAUCCAAUUUGACUGGGUUUCUGAACAGAAACUACCAUUCUGUUCUGUGACCGUAAAACCUUAGAAUAUUAUACAUCAGUGGUGGAACCCACGGAGGAAGGUACGACGAAGAUGACUACAAGAAGAAGCCUAGUGGGCAUUCUGGGGGGAGAUAUGAGGAUGAGGGGUACAAGAAGACUAGUAGCCACAGUGGAGGGAAGUAUGGCAAGGAGAAAGAUGACAAGAAGAAGAAACAUGGUGAUGAUGAGACAGAGGGUGGUGGUAUUGGGGAUUACCUGAAGCUGGCACAGGGUUUCAUGAACAAAAAGGAUGGGGGAGAGUGAGGGUGUCAUGGGUGAUUUCUUGAAGCUUGCAGAAGGGUUUCUUGAGGAAGCGCCGCAGCGGUGUGAUUAAUCUUUUGCCAUGUCAUGGUUCGGGAAGGACUUGCCUGUGUUCGGUCAGUCCCUUGUCCUAUUUAAUAUUUGCAAGUUGUGGAAUUUUCAACAGUUUCCAGUCUAUGACUAUGAUAUGAUGUAAUGACUAAUGAGUGUCUAUGCCCCAUAUCGUCGUGUUGUAAUGUGAAUGCUUAAUGGGCUUCUUACGAUACUGGGAAAAAUAAAAGGGUGGAUGCUUUGGUGUGCAUGUUA